Messenger RNA from Cuscuta campestris, 1692 nucleotides. Lineage: Eukaryota; Viridiplantae; Streptophyta; Magnoliopsida; Solanales; Convolvulaceae. The record is from the annotation of a GenBank genome assembly.
AAGACAUUAAAAUUUAUACUCCGUAUUAAUUUUCCAAAUUAAUCAGUUGCUCCAUAAUUUUUUAGAGGCAAAUCUGUAUCUUUCAGACUUUCAGUCUUUGAGAGUGCUUUCCUCUCCAAUAUCAUCGACACCCCCACGGCAAGAACCAUGCCGGCCGGAUCUGCCGCCAAGCACAACGCCGGGCGGAGAUCGGAUCCCAGAACUCAAAAGCUUCUUAGAAAUCCCAAACUACUAUCCGCAGUUGCGUUAGUUUUAGCAGAAUCCAUCAUUGUUGCGCUGAUCAUCGCCUACGUUCCAUAUACAAAGAUAGAUUGGGAUGCUUAUAUGUCUCAGGUAAGCGGGUUUCUUGGAGGAGAGAGGGAUUACGAGAACUUGAGAGGUGACACUGGUCCUCUGGUAUACCCAGCUGGCUUUCUCUACCUCUACUCUGCCAUACAAUAUGUCACAGGAGGUCAGGUCUUUCCUGCGCAGAUUUUGUUUGGGUUUCUCUAUAUUAUAAACCUUGGAAUUACUCUCUCCAUCUCUCUGAAGACUGAUGUGGUUCCCUGGUGGGCUUUACUAUUGCUUUCUCUGUCCAAAAGGGUUCACUCCAUCUUUGUGCUUCGCUUGUUCAAUGAUUGUUUGGCCACAACUAUACUCCAUGGCGCGCUGCUCUCACUUCUCUAUCAAAAGUGGCAUUUGGGUCUAGUAAUCUUCAGUGCAGCUGUUUCGGUGAAAAUGAAUGUGCUUCUUUAUGCUCCACCUCUGCUCCUCCUCAUGAUGAAGGCAAUGAGUAUUGAUGGAGUGAUAUCGGCUCUAGCUGGGGCAGCAUUAGUGCAGAUUCUCUUAGGGUUGCCUUUUAUCUUACCACAUCCAGUUCCAUAUUUAUCAAGAGCUUUCAAUCUCGGCCGUGUAUUUAUCCACUUUUGGUCUGUUAACUUCAAAUUUGUACCUGAGGAUAUAUUUGUAUCUAAAACAUUUGCUAUCUCUUUGUUGGGAGCCCAUCUCACUCUGCUUAUGCUUUUUGCUCACUAUAGAUGGUGCAGAAAUGAAGGAGGUCUUUUUGCAUUCUUACAGUCUCAGCUUGGACAAAUGAAACACAGAAUCAUUACUUUAUUCUCCUUAUCUUGCAAAACACUUCCCGGUCAAAGUUUAGGCCAAAAAUGUCUUCUACCAGACCAUAUUGUGACUACAAUGUUUGUCGGGAACUUUAUUGGCAUAAUAUGUGCUCGAUCACUUCAUUAUCAGUUCUACUCUUGGUAUUUCUAUAGCAUACCAUAUUUACUGUGGAAAACACCGUUCCCGACCUUUGUCCGUUUACUGUUGUUCUCAAUAGUGGAGCUGUGCUGGAAUGUUUACCCCUCCAAUGUUUACUCGUCUGCCCUGCUUCUCUCGGCUCAUUUAGUCAUUUUGGGAGGUUUAUGGGCAGCCUCGCCCGAAUAUCCGUACGCCCAUCGGACGAAUGAUAAUAAAUCAUCAACAGCAAAGGACAGAUGAUGAUCUUUUUGUGCUGAGAUUUUCGCCGCAGAGGUUUAAUUUGGUAAAUACUCCGUAUCACUUUUCUUGGUUAGCUUUUCACAGCCAACUUUAUUAACCUCUCUUUCCCCGUUUUCUUCUCCCGUGUAACUUAGAUCCAUAUGUGGCAUUAAAGCCAAACGACACAUUUUUUUCCCACAUAAAACUCAAACCACACAAUACAUCUAAUGCAAUGGU